Molecule: messenger RNA, 1844 nt
Organism: Theobroma cacao (cacao)
Lineage: Eukaryota; Viridiplantae; Streptophyta; Magnoliopsida; Malvales; Malvaceae
Gene: BEH2
Product: BES1/BZR1 homolog 2
Biological process (GO): DNA-templated transcription; brassinosteroid mediated signaling pathway
Molecular function (GO): DNA-binding transcription factor activity
Source: RefSeq, a predicted model, not a curated record
GUGAAAACAGAAAAGAAAGGGCGACGGAUAGAGGGAGAGAGAAUCUAAGGAAGCAGCAGUGCAAAAGCGUUUUCUCUCCUCUUGAACAAAUAAAACUUUCAAAGAUAGAGAAAGCAAUAUCCUCGUGAAAGGGGGAGAGGGACUUGUACCCUGCGUGUCUCUCUUUGGACUUUGCCCAUUUCUCUCCUUAAUGCAAAGCUCUCUUUGUCUUCUUCUUCUUCUUCUUCAAGAAAAUACAGGUUGAAACAAAAAAAAAAAAAGGGGCGAAGGUCGGUUCGCUGCAAGAGAAAGAAGGAAAAAAAUAUGACGGGGGCAGCAGGGAGAUUACCGACAUGGAAAGAAAGGGAGAAUAACAAGAGGAGAGAGAGGAGAAGAAGAGCUAUAGCUGCAAAGAUAUACACCGGGCUACGAGCUCAAGGCAACUACAAGCUUCCUAAACAUUGUGACAACAACGAGGUCUUGAAAGCCCUUUGUGCUGAGGCUGGUUGGAUCGUUGAAGAGGAUGGUACCACUUAUCGCAAGGGAUGCAAGCCACCCCUGUCUGAACUUGCAGGGGCCUCAACAAACAUCAGUGCAUGUUCAUCUAUUCAACCAAGUCCACAGUCCUCAUCUUUCCCAAGUCCUGUACCUUCCUACCAUGCCAGCCCCUCCUCCUCCUUAUGCCCGAGCCCAACUCGGUUCGAUGCAAAUCCCUCAACCUACCUUCUUCCAUUCCUCCGCAACAUUGCAGCUAUCCCUAACAAUCUCCCUCCUCUUAGAAUAUCCAAUAGUGCUCCUGUGACACCACCACUUUCUUCCCCAACUUCGAGAGGAUCUAAGCCCAAAGCUGACUGGGAGUCCCUUUCUAAUGGCUCCCUAAACUCAUGUCGCCACCCUCUUUUCGCUACCUCAGCCCCUUCUAGCCCCACAAGGCGGCAUCACAAGACACCAGCAACAAUUCCAGAAUGUGAUGAGUCUGAUGCCUCAACUGUGGAUUCUGGCCGCUGGGUGAGUUUUCAGACAGUGGCAUCCACAGCAGCUGCAGCAGUAGCAGCUCCUCCUUCACCUACUUUUAAUCUUGUGAAAAGGGUGGUUCAACAGAAUCCUCUCCAGGAUGGUGUCACAGGGCAUGGAGGGGUGACCUGGGGGACAGUAACAGAGAUUGGGAGAGGCUCCGAGUUUGAAUUUGAGAAUGGUAGAGUAAAACCUUGGGAGGGUGAGAGAAUACAUGAGAUUGGGGUUGAUGAUCUGGAACUUACACUAGGGACUAGCAAGACCUGUGCAUAAGCUUCCGUUAGGAAAUUAACCUUUCCUCUAGAACAUGGGUUCUUUGUGCAUUCUCAAUAUUGCUCGGUUUCUUAGUGAGUUGUUUCGUGUGCCAUAUUUGAAGCCUCCAUUGAGUUCUUACAUUGCUCAGAAGAUCAUCAUUCCAUUACUUACAGUGACCUAUCUCUUUCACAUUUGUACAGUUUUGAGCUCAGGGAGACUUUUACAAGUCUAAAAAAAGUUUAAGCCUAUUGCAUUUGAUUCCAGGCUGCUCUACUGGAGGACACUACGGGAUAGUUCAAUCUUCAAGUGGUAUGAAAGGAAGACUGAACCGAGUUUAGGGGUUUAUAUAAAAAUAUGUUUCCCCUCCAAUGUUUAUGUUCACAAUUUUCUUAUAAUUUCUUCAUUUAUCAUAUGGUUGAUAGAAUUCUAUUUCUCAGAUAGAGAGAUUGUGUUCAUUUUCUACUUUGUAAAUCAAGGAUUUAUCUAUCCUUUGAAGAAAAACACAAACUCAGAAUUUGUAAGGCUAGUUAGUACUAUGUUUACUCACUACUACUAGAUAAAUCUUCUUUGGCAAUUGAUCCUUUGAUUCUUUUUUU